AUGUCUCAUCCCGAUUCCACACUCCCUCUGAACUACUUGAUUCGUCACUUCGAAAACAUGGCGUCCCAAAGCAAUCCUCAGUAUGUCCUCGACGAUGCGCAGCGCCGUGCCCUGCAACACCGCCUGCUCCUCGAAGAACAGCAGCGCCGCAUCGAGUCUCGCAAGAUGCUGGAAGCCUCGUACCGCGCCCCCAUCUGCCCCAACUACAGUGUCUUCGGCCACUCAGGUUGCUGGUAUUGCCACCAGAAUGGCAGUGUCCAGUCAUCAACCUCGACCGACAACCUCUUGAGAAGUCUGGCUCGCCCUCAGUUCCAGGCUACUCCUACUUCGGUCAAGACAGAAACGCCAUAUCUUCUCUCUUCGGCCUCGACUGCCUCAACCAUUCCUCUUAUCGACGACGAAAAUCAGGAGCCCUACCGCCAUCUCAUGUCCAGCAAGCCUCGCAUGCCCGAUCCUACUCCAACUAAGUCUGCUGCUGUCGCUCCUCUCCCGGUACUCCCCAAGUCCAGGCCUGCUCCUCCACUUCCUUGGAAAGAGCUUCCCGUCGAAAAAGAUUUCGUCAGCGUCUGCAUUCCACCUACCUUCACCCACUUCUUGUAUCUUCCUGUGGAAGUCCGCAAGCGCAUCUACGCCUACCUCGUCCACAAUGGCGAAGCCUAUCACCAAGCCCCCAUCACUCGUGUCAACCGUCAGAUCCGAAACGAGUCUAUCGAAAUGGUCUACACAGUGAAUGCCUACGACGCAAAGAAUCGCGAGCUUAUCAAAUACGGCCUCCUGUCUUUCAAGGAUCGUGUUGGAGAUGCCCGCUUGAAGCUCAUUCGCAACUGGGCGUGGUACACAGCAAAACGCCAUCUGUGCGUCGACUUCUCUACCGAUGGCAGAGGAUACCCUUACCAAAUCACCUACAAUGGUCCCCAAGGCAAUGACGAGAUCAACGCAGUGGCCAAAGAGAGAGCCAACCAAGUCUCCGACUACCUGAGGAGGCAAGGUGCCCUCAAUGGCUUCACGGCUGAGCAUGUGGGCGCUAUCAGCGAUAUUGUCCUUCGCAUCACUCCCAAGGCCAAGGCAAAGGCGAAUGGAGAGCCUACCAAGUAG
This is a messenger RNA of Aureobasidium vineae, 1095 nucleotides long. NCBI's taxonomy places the organism in Eukaryota, Fungi, Ascomycota, Dothideomycetes, Dothideales, Saccotheciaceae. The record is from the annotation of a GenBank genome assembly.